Zootermopsis nevadensis is the source of this 1797-nucleotide messenger RNA. RefSeq names its product Nicotinamide amidase (gene Naam). Lineage: Eukaryota; Metazoa; Arthropoda; Insecta; Blattodea; Termopsidae. The record is from RefSeq and is a predicted model, not a curated record. Gene Ontology annotation, molecular function: calcium ion binding.
ACUACACGGCGCAAUAACCCAGAAGACGGCCAUCGUCACUAUCUGUUGUUCGUAACACAGCAUAUCAAGGUUAUUUGCGUAUGGAGUAUAGUAUAACAAUGUUAACGAAAAUAAAAUUAGUCGACAUUUACAUUUAACCCAUCACGAUUAAAAUAAUCUUGAACACAUCGAAAGAGAAAUCACAGCUGAUCCGCAGAGGUGAAAGGGGCGGUAUCCGCAAGCGAAGAUGGAGAACGAACGAUCUGACAGUGGCGAUGUGACGGCUGAGACAUACUGGUUUGAUCGAUACAAUACAGAGGAGACUUUUGACAUGGAUGCAUGUUUCAGAGCAUUUGAUAAAGAUGGUGAUGGAUACUUGAACUUCAGUGAAUUUCACUCAGUUUGCCGAGCGUUGUUUCGAAAUGACAAAGGGAAGAUAUAUUCUAUGGAACCUAAGAAACUUCAAGAUGUUUUAUCAGUUUUUGACAGAAACAAGGAUGGACAGAUAGACAGGGAAGAAUUUGCAUUCUGCUGGAAUAACUGGAUAAAAAAGAUUGUCCGCCCAGUUAGUGUGUUUCUAGUUGUGGAUGUCCAGAAUGACUUCAUAUCUGGCACACUGAAUAUCAGUCAUUGUUCUGCAAGGCAGAAUGGGGCAGAGGUUGUAGAACCUAUAAACAGACUUCUUGAGACAGUGGAGUUUGAUGCAGUCUUCUACUCAUUGGAUUGGCAUCCUAGUGACCAUGUGUCAUUCAUUGACAAUCUUCCACAACGCAAAUUACAUGAAUCCAGUCCAGUGAGUACUGAAGAAGCCAAAACAUAUGACACAGUUGUCUUUGAAGGUCCACCACCAAUGAAACAAAGACUGUGGCCAAGACAUUGUGUACAAGAUUCUUGGGGAGCAGAACUGCAUAAGGAUCUGAAGAUAGUUGAAAAGUCUAUCAAGGUAUGCAAGGGUACAAAUCCUGAAGUGGAUUCCUAUUCUGUUUUUUGGGACAAUAAGAAGCUGACAGAAACUACACUGGUGUCACAGCUUCAAGAGAAAAAUGCCACAGAUAUCUACAUUUGUGGGUUGGCGUAUGAUGUUUGUGUUGGUGCUACUGCAGCUGAUGCUUUGGCAAUUGGUUACCGAACUAUACUUAUUGACGAUUGUAGCCGAGGUGUUGACCUAAAGGAUAUUGAAAAAACCAAGAACACUGUCACAAGUAACAAUGGUGUUAUUGUUGACUCUUCUCAGGUGAAGGCAAUGGUUGAAGGUCGUGAUAGAAGACCUGAACUGGGCUACAAGUUAGCUAUGGAGCUAAAGGGUGCUAUCUCUCACAAAUCCACGUAGAAAUCAGUACCUGGAAGUGAGAGGGCGCAGUACUUAACCACUUGUUCACUUUCCACCAACAUAGCAGGCCUACUUGCACAUGUAUGCUUUGAUAUAUAUUCAGGUGAGAAGGAGGCACUGUUUGGACUUACUUCAGGGAAUGAUGCAUUGGCUUUGGGUUUUGUGUGUGUGAGAGAGAGGGAUAUCAGUCUUUCAUAACCAGACUUGAGAUCAAUUUUACAUUUCUUCACUUAAUUGCUAGAAAAGUUUGUAAGACCAGUCUUCGUCUAUUUCUGCCAGGACUACCAACAAUGACAAGCAGCAUUUUAAAUAGCAUUUUAUAUCACCAUUUUCCACACCACAUACAUGAAGAAAAAUUUGGGAUGUUAAAAAUUUUGAGUUGCAAUAAAUGGCAGUGUGAGCCGGGAUAGCUCAGUCAGUAUAGUGACUAGCUACGGGCUGGAUGGCCGGGGUUUGAUCCCCGACGGGGGCAGAGGAUUUUUCCUCUA